Molecule: messenger RNA, 1896 nt
Organism: Prunus mume (Japanese apricot)
Lineage: Eukaryota; Viridiplantae; Streptophyta; Magnoliopsida; Rosales; Rosaceae
Product: UDP-glucose flavonoid 3-O-glucosyltransferase 7-like
Molecular function (GO): UDP-glucosyltransferase activity
Source: RefSeq, a predicted model, not a curated record
UGUUAGGUCAAGUUCAAGUCUUCAAGACAACCAUGGGAACCAAAAACCAUCAGCUUCAUAUUGCUCUCUUCCCUUUCAUGGCUCAAGGCCACAUAAUCCCAUUCAUAGACAUGGCCAAACUAUUUGUUUCCAGAGGUGUCGAAGCAACAAUAAUCACCGCCCCUCUAGAUGCACCCUUCAUCCACAAGAAAAUUGAAAAUUCAACUUCCCCGGUUCACAUUUUCACAAUCGAUUUACCUACUUUAGAGGUUGGAUUGCCAGAAAAUUGCCAGAGCUUGCAUUUGGCAACUUCCCCUGAAAUGCAAAGAAAAUUUUUCAAAGCUGCAGGCUUGCUUGAGCCUCAGCUUGAGCAGUUCUUGCAGCAAAACAGACCCAAUUGCCUUGUGGCUGACAUGUUCUUUCCUUGGGCUACAGAUGUGGCUUCUAAGUUUGGAAUUCCAACGCUCAUAUUCCAUGGAACCAGUGGUUUCUCCUUAUGUGCUACACUCUGUAUGUUUUUGUAUAAGCCUCACUUACAGGUGUCAUCUGAUUCAGAAACCCUUUUUAUUCCUAAUUUCCCAGAUGAGAUUGAGCUGACAAGAAAGAAGCUGCCUGAUUUUAUUAGAGAUGGAGUUGAAAAUGACUUUUCAAGAUUGUAUGAUGAAGGUAAGAAAGCUGAGCAGAGGAGCUAUGGGGUUCUUGUUAACAGCUUUUAUGAGCUUGAACCUGCGUAUGCUGAUCAUUACACAAAUGUUCUGGGGAUCAAGGCUUGGCAUAUAGGCCCGCUUUGGAUAUGCAAUGAGGGGGCAAAAGAAGACAAAGUCUCUAUUGAUGAACAACAUGAGUGCAUAAAGUGGCUUGAUUCAAAGAAACCCAACUCAGUUGUUUAUGUCUGUUUUGGAAGCUUGUCCAAUUUUGUUGAUGCCCAGCUGCUUGAGAUUGCAAAGGCUCUUGAAUCUUCAGGGCAGCAAUUCAUUUGGGUUGUCAAGAAACAGAACAAUGAUCAAGAAAACCAACAAGAUUGGUUGCCUGAAGGAUUUGAAAAGAGAAUUGAAGGGAAGGGGCUGAUUAUAACAGGGUGGGCCCCCCAAGUGAAGAUUCUCUCACAUGAAGCAGUUGGGGGGUUUGUGACACAUUGUGGGUGGAACUCAACACUUGAAGCAGUGUGUGCUGGUGUGCCUAUGGCCACAUGGCCUGUGUUUGCAGAGCAGUUUUACAAUGAGAAGCUGAUCACACAAGUGCUUAGGAUUGGGGUUGGUGUUGGAGCCAAAGAGUGGAGUAGAGUGGCUGUGGAGAGUGUGAAGAGUGAUGCCAUAGAGAAGGCUGUGACAAGGACCAUGGUGGGUGAGGAAGCAGAGGAAAUGAGGAACAGAGCCAGGGGUUAUGCAGAGAUGGCAAGGAGGGCUGUUGAAGUGGGGGGGUCAUCUCACUCAAAUUUGAAUGCUUUGAUUGAAGAGUUAAGGUUUUAGUUUUUCCAAGUUUGUUCUGAAACAGAUCCUUUGCAUCCUGUGCGUCGUCUUGGACAAGAAGAUCAGGAAAUCAAGCGGCAGACCAUUUAGCGUCACUGGCACUAUCGAGGAGGAGUUCGAAGACCUGGGACACCAGACCCCCCACCUCACGAGUGCAUGUUCUUAACAAAGAUGGGCUCCCCUGCCCACCCUGGAAUUCAUAAUUUGUUUGGCUGGUUUGGGGGCGUUUUGACUUUCCUUAUGGGAUUGUCGCACAUUGUUUUCCUACGGUUACGUUUUUCACCAGUUGCUUUUCUAAGUGCUUGUUUGGUGUGCACUGAGAGCUGCUUUUCUCCUUUCCGCUUUAUUGCAUUGUAUUUGCUUUCUCGUUGUAAGAUCUCUUUGGACAAUGAAAAGUGCAAGUUUCUGACGAAAAAGUUCGUUGUGAAACUUGAGCAGCUGUGGUGUC